This is a messenger RNA of Cladocopium goreaui, 462 nucleotides long. The record is from the annotation of a GenBank genome assembly. Lineage: Eukaryota; Dinophyceae; Suessiales; Symbiodiniaceae.
AUGGCAAAUGCAGGUGCAAGUAUCCAACUGCCUGAGGAUCCAGCGGAGGCCCAUGCGAAGUAUGUGAAGCUGAGGCAGUUGGUCCGCGAGACCUUCGAGGGUUUCCUGCGAAGCUUAAACUCACAGUCAUUACGGUGGCUUGAGCAACAGUUCGAACGUCAUGGCGGAAAUUUGGAUUCGGGGCAGUUCCUGCGGAUCUUCUCCAGGGUGUGUCCGCGCUUAGAGUCCCGUGCUUUUCCAAAGGAGGAGGAGCGAAGACUAGCUGUAAACAUGUCAGUUCUGAAGCUCUUCGAAGGCAUGGACGUGGACACUUCAGGUGAGACCUCGUGGAUGGAAUUUGUGGAGUUUAUAAGCGCUGUGGCUGAGGAACUUCGUUUGAAAGCGCAGGAAUUGCCGGGUACCCCGGGUGCCCGGGGUGGUGGUGGACCUGAACGCGGUUUCGGGGCUGACUCUAACAGUUAG